Messenger RNA from Talaromyces amestolkiae, 705 nucleotides. RefSeq lists its product as uncharacterized. The transcript has a single exon. NCBI's taxonomy places the organism in Eukaryota, Fungi, Ascomycota, Eurotiomycetes, Eurotiales, Trichocomaceae. The record is from RefSeq and is a predicted model, not a curated record. Bases 1 to 705 code for a protein of 234 amino acids.
AUGCGAAUGCCUUACUUUGAUCCCAAAAGGCUCUCUCGUCGCGCAAUCAACUUCCUCCUCCUCGGCCUCUCCCUCCCACCUAUAUUAGACGCACAUUCAACACCUAUGGAAUACCUCCGUGCUCUCCAUGCCCUCUUACUCGAAUUCGAAACAUUUCAACAAGUCCAUAAUCCAGAUGGGAACUUUUCAUCAAACCUGGUGCGCGCACGACUGCCUCAAAUGUUCAAAAGGGCAACAUACACCGGCAAUAAAGCCAGGCGAGCAAGCUCAGCCAACGAAAUCGGUCUACCCAUGCAUUUCAGUGACUCAUCAGACGUCAAAGCGAUGACGGGUAAUCUUGCAUCUUCGGCGACUGCUGCAUCGGCGGUUACAUCUUUCCCCAACACCGAUUCUUCUGAUCUACUUCCGGGAGAGGAAUACACAUAUCUUUUGACGCCAUCACUUCCAUUUGAUCCAGACUUUUUCGAAACAUUCGUGACGCUUUGCGAUGUAUUAAUUGACUGUUAUAAUAGACUUACAAGUCUGAUUUCUUCGCCUGCUGUAUGUACCACAGCCUUGGGCGAGUUGUUUACUAAGACGGAUGCAAAGCUGCGCAAGGUCAUGGUUGCGGGUGUCGUCAGAGACUUUGAAGAUGCGAGUAGAAGUGGCGCCAAAAGCGAAAUUGGAGGAGUCAGCAGGGUUGUUCUAGGUGGUUUGCUGGGAUAG